GGGGGACGUCACAUCUGGGCCACAACUGGGGUGAGGUCCAUGACCAUCGGUCCCGGAAACUUGGUAUAAGCGUUGAUAAUUGGUUCUGACUACUGAAGCAAAGGCAAGUGAAUCAGUGGCAACUGACAAUCCUUUCGUGAGUUCUGAUUGAACUGGAUCAGGAAGGCAGGACGAGCUAGGAAGUCGAUCAGACCUUAGGAGGUGCGUCCCCUCAUGGACCGCCUGUGCGACGAGCUGAAGGGUCUGAAGGAAGCCGUCAUAACUCUGACGGAACAGCAGUCGCCGCCGGCGGCCGGCCCGCACACCCGGCCCCAGAGUUCCGCGGAGCUGCGGGACGCGGUGCUGGCCGACGUUCGCGGCAUGCUGAACGAGGAGCUGCGCCAGCUGCGCCGAGAGCUGCAGGAGCUGAGCCUGGAGGUGGACCAGAUGAAGAACCAGAGGCAGCUAGAGGUGCAGGUGGCACCACAGCUGCAGCAGCUCCCCAUACCGCAAGAGCUGUUUUCCUGCGGUGGCAAGGCCCCCGCCACGACGGCUUCCACCAUCUUCGGGUCGGGGUUUAGUAAGACGACGCACUCUACCGGGACGGUCUCCGGCACGAACGGCGGUAUCAAGCUCGACCAGGCGCCGUCGGCCUGGACUGGCGGUACCACGACCGGCGCCUCUGCUGCCGCCUCCACUGGCUUCAGCUUUGGACCGACCACAGCGCCACCUGCUCAGCCGAGCACGCCGAGCUUCUCGUUCCGUCCGCCGACCGCCGAGGGCGCCACCAGCACACUGGCCAAGGCAAGGGGCGAGAACACCACGGAGGAGGGACCUGUCAGCUCGACCUCUGGCUCUGGCGCCGCGGUCUCCAGUACCACCACCUCCAGCGUCGUGACCUCUGCCCCCGCCGCCGGCGCCGGAGCGGCCACCCCCAACAGCUCCUUCCAUUUCAAGACUGCCCCGUUUGCGUUCGGCGUCGACCAGGGUAAGGUCGUCGAGGCGACUCCCAAGGCCACGUUCGAGCUCGGCGUGUCGUCCGCAGCCUCGUCGCCGUUCAAAUUCUCAUUCGGCGGCGACGCCGACAAGUCUGGAUCCUCGAUCUUCGGAGGAGCGGCGGCAACGGACACAAAGACCACGUCAAUAUUUGGAGGUUCAUCGGGUAACAAGACAACUUCGAACUCCGGAGGAGCGUCGUCAACUGAAACCAAACCUGCGUCUAUUUUCGCAGGAACGCCCUCUUCCGAAACCAAAACCACGUCCAUCUUUGGUACCCCAUCGGUGUUCGGAGGAAAGGGAACUGACAAAGCUGCAUCUCUCUUCGGUGGGGCGACCACCGGCGACAAGACAUCCAAAGAAGACCAGAUAUUCGGCGGCUCCGGGACUGACUCCAAGCCCGCCUCUCUGUUCGGCGGCUUUGGUUUGGCCUCUGGUGCCCAGUCGUCUCCCUUCGGCUCCGGCUCCUCAGUGUUCGGUGGAUGGCCGUCGUUCGGUAGCGCCGCGUCUAAGCCGGCCUCCAGCGAGAGCGGCGCCGCGGCCAAGCCACCUACUCCGGCCAAGCCGUCCGCCCCCAAGGCGCCUGAGCCGGCAAGCUCUGGCUCGGCCCCGUCAGCACCACCGGCCGCCGCCACUGGAUCGACUGGUGCCGGCGCUGCGGCCACCCCGGCCCCGUCAGCACCACCGGCCAUAGAGCACCGGCCCGGCGCAGAUUAA
This is a messenger RNA of Amphibalanus amphitrite, 1692 nucleotides long. RefSeq names its product nuclear pore complex protein NUP62-like. The coding region runs from base 214 to 1692 and encodes 492 amino acids. The record is from RefSeq and is a predicted model, not a curated record. The transcript is spliced from 5 exons. Lineage: Eukaryota; Metazoa; Arthropoda; Thecostraca; Balanomorpha; Balanidae.